Molecule: messenger RNA, 826 nt
Organism: Polistes dominula (European paper wasp)
Lineage: Eukaryota; Metazoa; Arthropoda; Insecta; Hymenoptera; Vespidae
Product: venom allergen 5
Cellular component (GO): extracellular region
Source: RefSeq, a predicted model, not a curated record
GCGUAACGUUGUUUUACAAGAGUUAAGAAGUAAACCUUCGUUAGAAUACACCAAUCCGAUUAAAUCUGAAUCACACGAUGAAAAUUAGUUGCUUAAUUUGUCUCGUAAUUGUUCUUACGAUCAUUCAUUUGUCUCAAGCUAAUGAUUAUUGUAAAAUAAAGUGUUCAUCGGGUGUUCAUACGGUCUGCCAAUAUGGAGAAUCAACAAAACCAAGUAAAAAUUGUGCCGGUAAAUUAAUCAAAUCGGUUGGUCCAACGGAAGAAGAGAAGAAAUUAAUUGUAGAGGAGCAUAAUCGAUUUAGGCAAAAAGUUGCAAAGGGUUUGGAAACGAGAGGUAAUCCUGGACCACAACCAGCUGCUUCGAACAUGAAUAAUUUGGUAUGGAACGAUGAAUUAGCAAAGAUCGCACAAGUAUGGGCCAGUCAAUGUCAAAUUCUUGUUCACGACAAAUGUAGAAAUACAGAAAAAUAUCAAGUUGGACAAAACAUAGCGUAUGCAGGUUCUUCUAAUCAUUUCCCAAGUGUAACCAAAUUAAUUCAACUUUGGGAAAACGAAGUGAAAGAUUUUAAUUACAAUACAGGAAUAACAAAUAAAAACUUUGGUAAAGUUGGUCAUUAUACUCAAAUGGUUUGGGGUAAUACUAAGGAAGUUGGUUGUGGUUCUUUAAAAUAUGUUGAAAAGAAUAUGCAAAUUCAUUAUCUCAUUUGUAAUUAUGGACCAGCUGGAAAUUACUUGGGUCAACCAAUUUAUACAAAGAAAUAAUUUGACAAAUAAUACUACGAAACAUAUUUUCUUAUUCAAAUAACACGAAAAUAUAAUAUAUAUAU